ACAACACCCCGCGCCGCUCCUGCUCUCACAGAUGACGAAAAUGGCGGACAACGGAUCAUCGGUCGAGAUUGUGGAGGGCUGUCGCCUCCCGGUUCUUCGCAAAAACCAAGAACACGAAGACGAGUGGCCAUUGGCUGAAAUUCUAAGUGUGAAGGAGGUCUCCUCGAGAAAGCUCUACUAUGUUCACUACAUUGACUUCAACAAGCGCCUGGAUGAGUGGGUCACAGGGGACCGGCUGGACAUGAAGAAGCUUCAGUUCCCUAAGAAAGAAGCUAAAACACCAACCAAGAAUGGACUUCCAGGUUCCCGUCCCAGUUCUCCAGAGAGAGAAGUGAGGAAGAGUCUAGAUCUCAACCUACAAACUGCCGCAGCUCCUUCCAGAGGCAAAACCCUCCCUACGCCGGUACAAAAGAGGAAAGUGGAGACCGUCCCCUUGGCGACUCAGGUACCCCCUGCCACCCCCGUGCCCUCCCUGCCAAGUUCAGCUGAAGCCUCUCAGGCAUCUGUUUUUCCUGCUGUGAGGGAGACCAACACCUUUAAGGCCCGCGAAGACCAUGAGCAGCUCUCUUCGCUCACAACGGUAAAGGAAAACGGCACUGCCCGACGACUCAUCCCGUCUCAGCCUGGGAGGAAGAGGAAAGCUAAUUGUGGUGGAACUGACGAGAUGAUAAAGGUUUUGCAGUAUAACAACCCUCAAACCGCCAGUGUCUUUCUACCACCACCAGAGGAUUCCCAGGACAGUUCGGAUGGCAUCCCGACUGCACCGCGCAUGACAGGCAGUCUGGUGUCCGAUCGCAGCCACGACGACAUCGUCACACGCAUGAAAAACAUUGAGUGCAUAGAGCUGGGACGGCACAGACUGAAGCCCUGGUACUUCUCACCGUACCCACAGGAACUCACUGCGUUGCCCAUCCUCUACCUCUGCGAAUUCUGUCUCAAGUACCUCAAAAGCCUCAAAUGUCUCCAGAGGCAUUUGACCAAAUGUAAUCUAAGACACCCUCCAGGCAACGAGAUCUACCGUAAAGGCACCAUCUCGUUCUUUGAGAUUGACGGCAGGAAAAACAAAAAUUAUUCGCAGAACCUGUGUUUACUCGCUAAGUGUUUCCUGGACCACAAAACAUUGUAUUACGACACAGACCCUUUCCUCUUCUACGUAAUGACAGAGUAUGACUCCAAAGGCUUCCACAUAGUGGGCUACUUCUCUAAGGAAAAAGAGUCGACUGAAGAUUAUAACGUUGCCUGCAUCCUCACCUUGCCUCCGUACCAGCGGAGAGGUUACGGCAAACUGCUCAUCGAGUUCAGUUACGAGCUGUCCAAGGUAGAAGGAAAGACGGGCACUCCGGAGAAGCCGCUUUCUGACCUCGGUCUCUUGUCCUAUCGCUCCUACUGGUCACAGACCAUCUUGGAAAUUCUCAUGGACCUUAAACCUGACAAUGGAGAAAGGCCUCAGAUUACCAUCAAUGAGAUCAGUGAAAUCACAAGUGUAAAGAAAGAAGACGUUAUUUCCACGCUUCAGUACCUCAACCUAAUCAACUAUUACAAGGGUCAGUACAUCUUGACGCUUUCAGAGGACAUUGUGGAAGGGCACGAGAGGGCGAUGCAGAAGAGGCACUUGCGCAUAGAUCCUAAAUGCCUUCACUUCACUCCGAAGGACUGGAGCAAAAGGGGGAAAUGGUAGAGUCCCAGCCUGGUCCUCUAAUAUAUUCUCAUCAAACUGGGACAGCAGACUGUGGAUCAGAUAAAGGUUUCUGUUGAGCGGUCUCAUCGAGCACCUUUUUGAACCCAGGACUUCUCUUCAGAUACAAUUACUGAGACUAAUAAUUACACCUUGUGAAUUUAUAAAGCUGUCAAACUCGGAGACGAACGAAAGACUGGUCAAGAGUAACACCGCCAAAAAUACAACACACCUUCUACUGUGUAAAAAGAUCCUGUUUAUGACCAAAACAGUGCAUUAAAAGUGACAUACGGUGUCUGUUUAAUAGUGUAGAUUAAAGCCUAAAAUUGCAAACAUGCAAACCACCUAAUAGUGGUUUUUAUAGAUAAUAAUUUUAGUUCUAAAGUGAAUUGCACCAUCUGUCCUCAUUUUUGUAAAAACCCAGAAAGUGAAUUUAUUUUCCUUUUUGUUGUCGUUGGCCAACACAAACAAAAGCAUCUUGUUGUCUUUGACAUCUGCCAUGUUCAAAUGUGGAAUAUCAGAAUUAUUUAUGUGUCCCUAAAAGGUUUGAUUGCGGUCAAACAAAAUUCCUUGUGUGACUGAAGUUAUGAAAAAUGUUCUGGACCUGUAGCACUCAACUAAUGCCUGACGUACACACGGAAAUGUAGGCAUUUUAAAUAGGGAGUUUAAUUCAUAUUGUUCAGGCUUCAACAUCUCUAAAAUGCCUUUUGCUGUGUACAAUGUUUUUACAGUAACAUACUUGCCCGUUGAAAAUCUCAUCUCAACAUACAACAAAAUUUCAGUUUGUGUUUCUCUUCUAGUGCCUGAAUUUCAAUGUUUCAAUUAACAGAGCAGAAAGGUUCUGGUAGUUUUUUUGUUGUUGUUGUUUAAUCAUACACUCUAGGCUGUUCUUAGUGUUAGCUAAUAAAUAUGUCUCACUUGUAAAGACAGAAAAAAGCAGCAAAGAUCAUUUUGAUUCAUACACAGAAUUUUAAAACAGACAUCAGAUUUGCAUAUUGUUGCUAAAGAACCAACACGGUCAGUUCAGGUUUAUCUUUUACUAAAGUAGCUCCACUUUCCAUUCCCCACUAUUUUAAGUAGUUGGAACUAUUUAUGCUCUUGGUUUGAUCAUUCAGGUAAACAUGUUUGUCCCACAUAAUGCUCCUGUCAUGAUCAUUGAGACAAAUCAUCUUCCCCCCCGAGUGACACAUACGUUCCCUGUGACUGUACAUACUGAAGACAGAAGCCAUGUUGAACUGUUAGAGGAAUGUAAAUUUAGUGUACAGUUGUCUUUCUCUUUUGUUUUUUUUUACUCAAUGUUAUCUAAAAAGGCUGCACAAAUAUUAACAGGAAAAGACCUAAAAGUGAUAUCUUACCUUCAGUUUGUGUUUUAUGUUUACAUGUCAAAAAGGAUGUUGAAUUUACCCUGUUGAAAUGAUUUAGUAUAUCUUUAUGUGAAACACAGUUGAGAGUAUCAUUUGAACGUUUGAUAUGAAAAGCUUGUUGAAUUGAUAAAAAAAAAAAAUCUUAAAAACCC
Messenger RNA from Stegastes partitus (bicolor damselfish), 3191 nucleotides. Its product is annotated as histone acetyltransferase KAT5. The transcript has 15 exons. The record is from RefSeq and is a predicted model, not a curated record. Gene Ontology annotation, biological process: regulation of DNA-templated transcription; double-strand break repair via homologous recombination. Gene Ontology annotation, molecular function: histone H4K16 acetyltransferase activity. NCBI's taxonomy places the organism in Eukaryota, Metazoa, Chordata, Actinopteri, Pomacentridae. The coding region runs from base 32 to 1678 and encodes 548 amino acids. Gene Ontology annotation, cellular component: NuA4 histone acetyltransferase complex.